Molecule: messenger RNA, 948 nt
Organism: Acanthosepion pharaonis
Lineage: Eukaryota; Metazoa; Mollusca; Cephalopoda; Sepiida; Sepiidae
Source: the annotation of a GenBank genome assembly
AUGUCCCCAUAUGUAUUUAUUUCCGUACAUACCGUUCAUCUUUACCCCCUCUCUCUCUUUCCUCUUUCUCUCUCUCUCUCUCUCUCUCUCUCUCUUUCUCUUUUCCUAUCUAUAUAUAAUGCAACACACUACUUUUUGAAUAAAACCCCUUUUUUCUUUACCUCCUUCACUUGUUCUCCUCCCACUUCUGAGUCUCCUACUCCCUUCUUUCGUUUUUCCUCUUUGUUUCUCUUUAUUACACUCUCUUUCUUUAACUUCUGUCCUAUUCUCCUCUUCCUUCUACUUCUGUUCUGUCUUAUUCUCCUCUUCCUUCUACUCACAUUCAUUCUCUCUCCUUGCUCACUCUCUCUUUCUCUAACUCCUCCCUCUCAAUAUUUCCUUUCUCUCUUCACCCUUCCCUCCUUCCACUUUUCUUUUCUAUCACAUUCCUUUUCAUUACCCACAUCUUCCAUAUUUAUCUUCCACGCUAUCUUUCUCUAUUCCUUUCAUAUGGCUAUCUCUUAUUCUCUUUCUCGCUUCUUUCUUUUUUCGCCUCUCACUACACCUACGUCUUUUCUCCACCCCUUCUUCCUUCCUUUCUCUUUUCCUUUUCUUUUUCACUCUGAAAGUUCAAUCGCCUCUUGCCUUAUAUAUCCUCUAGUGCUCUGUGACACCCUCUCUCACUUCCCUUAUUUUCUUCCUCACCCUCCUCUCUUAUCUACAUUAUUCCUUUCUUUUACUUUUGUCUUCAUCGUUCUCUUUCUCUUUCUCUUUAUUCCUUCUUUCUCUCUCUCUCUGUCUUCUAUUCUCUUUCUGUCUCCCGUCUUCCCUAACUAUGUCUACGUUUGGCUUUCUCUUACCUUCCUUCUAUCUUUCGCUCUAUCAAGGUUCCUCGCUCCUCAAAACCUCCUGAUUAGAUGCCUUGCUGCCAUAGCCAGAACGCAGGUCGAAAUACCGCUAAACAAAUAA